This is a messenger RNA of Mandrillus leucophaeus (drill), 2407 nucleotides long. RefSeq names its product schlafen family member 12 (gene SLFN12). NCBI's taxonomy places the organism in Eukaryota, Metazoa, Chordata, Mammalia, Primates, Cercopithecidae. The transcript has 4 exons. The record is from RefSeq and is a predicted model, not a curated record. Bases 420 to 2162 code for a protein of 580 amino acids.
AAAGAAUGUGGACACUUCCGGAGCGCCAACUGCCCAAUAGAAAUGCAGGCCACUCUGGGAAAUGGGCAGCCGGAGGGCGGGACGAGGAGGGCUGGAAAACAGAAAAGGAUUCACAUUCUUUACACUCCGUGGAGAGUGAGCCGACAGACUGUAGCCUGCGCCUUGACAAGUUCCUUUGUUCUUUGUUUUCUUUAAAUUACCUUUUUUCCUUUUUGUCUUAGAAAAUACUCAUGGAAGAAAAUGAAACGAGAGCGCCCUAGAGAUCACUCAGAGCUGUUCUCGUAGGUUUUUAACUUCCCGUUGCUCAAGGGCCCACGCUGACAUCUGGGGUGUGAUUGCACCUGCAAAGAAUCCAGCUUCUAGGGAGCAGCGCGAGCUGAAAAGAAUUUCUGCUUGGACACUGCAUAGCUGCUGGGAAAAUGAACGUCAAUAUUGAUUUGGAAACGAAUUAUGCCGAAUUGGUUCUAGAUGUGGGAAGAGUCACUCUUGGAGAGAACAACAGGAAGAAAAUGAAGGACAGUAAGCUGAGAAAAAGGCAGAAUGAAAGUGUCUCACGAGCUGUGUGUGCUCUGCUGAAUUCUGGAGGGGGAGUGAUCAAGGCUGAAAUUGAGAAUGAAGACUAUAGUUAUACAAAAGAUGGAAUAGGACUAGAUUUGGAACAUUCUUUUAGUAACAUGCUGUUAUUUGUUCCUGAGUACUUAGACUUCAUGCAGAAUGGUAAUUACUUUCUGAUUUUUGUGAAGUCAUGGAGCGUGAACACCUCUGGUCUGCGGAUUACCACCUUGAGCUCCAAUUUGUACAAAAGAGAUAUAACGUCUGCAAAAGUCAUGAAUGCUGCUGCUGCACUGCAGUUCCUCAAAGACACGAAAAAGACUAGAGGGAGAUUGUACUUAAGACCGGAAUUGGUGGUAAGGAGGCCCCGUGUUGAUAUACAAGAAGAAAGUAACAUGAAGGCCUUGGCUCGGGGCUUUUUUGACAGAACAGAACUUGAUCGGGAAGAAAAAUUGACCUUUACUGAAUCCACACAUGUUGAAAUUAAAAACUUCUCGACAGAAAAGUUGUUACAACGAAUUAAAGAGAUUCUCCCUCAGUAUGUUUCUGCAUUUGCAAAUACUGAUGGAGGAUAUUUGUUCAUUGGUUUAAAUGAAGAUAAAGAAAUAAUUGGCUUUAAAGCAGAGAUGAGUGACCUCGAUAAGUUAGAAAGAGAAAUUGAAAAGUCCAUUAAGAAGAUGCCUGUGCAUCACUUCUGUAUGGAGAGAAAGAACAUAAAUUAUUCAUGCAAAUUCCUUGAAGUAUAUGAUAAAGGAAGUCUUUGUGGAUAUGUCUGUGCACUCAGAGUGGAGCGCUUCUGCUGUGCAGUGUUUGCUAAAGAGCCUGAUUCCUGGCAUGUGAAAGAUAACCGUGUGAUGCAGUUAACCAGGAAGGAAUGGAUCCAGUUCAUGGUGGAGGCUGAACCAAAAUUUUCCAGGUCAUAUGAAGAGCUGAUAUCUCAAAUAAAUAUGUCAUCACCUACUCCCCACAGUUGGCCUUAUUUGGAAGGGCAACGGCAGAGACAUCACCGUCCAGGCCUAUCAGGAAGGAUAACAUACACUCCAGAAAACCUUUGCAGAAAACUGUUCUUACAACAUGAAGGACUUCAGCAAUUAAUAUGUGAAGAAAUGGGCUCUGUCAGUAAGGGCUCACUAAUUUUCUCUAGGAGCUGGUCUUUGGAUCUGGGCUUGCAAGAGAACAACAAAGUCCUCUGUGAUGCUCUUCUGAUUUCUCAGGACAAUCCUCCAGUCCUAUACACCUUCCACAUGGUACAGGAUGAGGAGUUUAAAGGCUAUUCUACACAAACUGCCCUAACCUUAAAGCAGAAACUGGGACAAAUUGGUGGUUACACAAAAAAAGUGUGUGUCAUGACAAAGAUCUUCUACUUGAGCCCUGAAGGCAAGACAAGCUGCCAGUAUGAUUUAAGGUUGCAAGUAAUUUACCCUGAAUCCUACUAUUUUACAAGCACUCAAACAAGGAAAGACUUGCUGAAAGCCCUUUUUAAAGCCUUAAAGAGACUUGAGUCUGUGAGAGACCAGUUUGCCUUUGCCAGUGUCUCCCAGAUCAUCAGUAUAGAUUGCUUUCAGAAGAAUGAUAAAAAGAUGUUUAAAUAUUGUCGAAUGCUCACCUGAUGGAAGAUGGACUGGGCUACUGAGAUAUUUUUCAUUAUAUAUUUGAUAACAUUCUCUAAUUCUGUGAAAAUAGUCUUUGAAAACUUUGCAAGUUAAGCAACUUGAGAUGUUGGAAAAUUGGAUUUAGCCUAUCUUCACUUCUCAGAUAUUGUUUGUGGGAUAUUAGGAAAAUUAAUUUGUUAACUAGUCUGUGCACAGUAUUACUCUGUCUGUAGUUCCUGAAUAAAUUUUCUUCCAUGCUUGAA